UUUCUAAAAAAUGUGGCGAGUUGUAGUCGCUCGUUCGGAUGACAAUAGUACAUUACUGUCUUCUGAAAUUAGUACAGGAACUAUGGGUCCAUCAGGUCACCUUUCCAGCCUCUCCGGUGCUCCAGCGUCUCAUCACUGGGGCUAUCCUCCACCCCCUCAUCAUCCCUCUUAUCAGACACCUCCUCAACAUCCGGAUAUGAGGCAUCAUCACGAUAUGAGAAAUACCGAUCCACGAAUAACAAAUCCCAGUGAGUUGAGGCCCGAAUUAAGGCAUCCUGAUCUCCAAAGAGUGGAACUGAGGCAUCCGGAAAUGCAGAGACAUCCUGAGAUGAUAAGGCCAGAACUAAGACAUCCGGAAAUGCAGAGGCCACAUGAUAUUAGGCAUCAAGAUAUGUCUGGUAUGAGGCCCGAUUUAACAGAAUUGAGACCAAGUCACGAACUUCCGGAAUUGAAAAUUGAUGGAACGGAACUUAGAACUCAGGACAAUCAACAGGCACAGCAGCAUUCUCAAGCUCAAGGACACCAGAGAAAUCUUAAAAGGACUUUAAGUGAUUCGGAUUGUGAUGAUGUGUUUUCGGAGGAGAGUGGCAAAGAACCUUGCAACUCGCCUGGAGGUGAUUCUUGUCAACAUGCAUCAAGAAAAAGGAGAAGAGGAAUGAUUGAAAAGAAACGUCGAGAUAGAAUAAAUGCAUCCCUCGGUGAACUCAGAAGAUUGGUACCUGCGGCGGCAAGAGAUCCACACAGCGGAAAAUUAGAAAAGGCGGAAAUACUUCAACUCACCGUUGAACAUCUGCGUACCAUCAGAAAUAAAGGACCAGAAGGUUAUGACAGUACGAAAUUAGCGAUGGAUUAUCAUGCUGUGGGAUGGGGAGAAUGUGCAGCAGAAGUGGGUCGAUAUUUAGUGACAAUGGAAGGUCUUGAUGAGAGGGAUCCUUUGAGACUGAGGUUACUUUCUCAUUUGCAAAGCUUCCACAGGGAACAUCCUCAUUCAACAGGAACUGCAGUUCCAUCGAGUGCAACUUUGAGUUCAAGCUCAACAACUACGAGUUAUGAUUCACCGAGUUCAGUAUCGAAUGGAAUGCCUCCAGGCUCAGGAAGUAUGCCUCCCCUCUUAGGAGGUACCACUCUCGGAUGGGGCCAAUAUCCAGGACAAUAUCCUCAACAGCAACAUGGAAAACCUUAUAGACCCUGGGGCGCUGAAUUAGCUUAUUAAUGAUUACCUUCUGCAAUAACUUGAUGCAGUUAUUGAUCUUAAUAGUUUACCCAUAACAUAAAAUCAUUUCUAGUGUACCAAAGUCUUUAUUGUGUUUAAAUAUUCUAUAUUUGCGUAUUUUCAAACUGUCGUUCUGAUAAAAAAAUUAUUGACAAUUUUCAUACCACUGCUCAUUAUAAUUAGAAAAUGGAAAAUCUCUUUGUAAUAAUGAAUAAUGUAUUUUUAAUUUUUUCAUUAGA
Messenger RNA from Leptopilina boulardi, 1452 nucleotides. It is a transcript of the gene Hey, whose product is annotated as hairy/enhancer-of-split related with YRPW motif protein-like. Lineage: Eukaryota; Metazoa; Arthropoda; Insecta; Hymenoptera; Figitidae. The record is from RefSeq and is a predicted model, not a curated record. The coding region runs from base 11 to 1213 and encodes 400 amino acids. Gene Ontology annotation, molecular function: RNA polymerase II cis-regulatory region sequence-specific DNA binding; DNA-binding transcription factor activity, RNA polymerase II-specific; protein dimerization activity. The transcript is spliced from 3 exons. Gene Ontology annotation, cellular component: nucleus. Gene Ontology annotation, biological process: regulation of neurogenesis; regulation of transcription by RNA polymerase II; anterior/posterior pattern specification.